This is a messenger RNA of Ictalurus furcatus (blue catfish), 3788 nucleotides long. RefSeq names its product E3 ubiquitin-protein ligase TRIM39-like. The record is from RefSeq and is a predicted model, not a curated record. Gene Ontology annotation, molecular function: protein binding; zinc ion binding. The transcript is spliced from 7 exons. Lineage: Eukaryota; Metazoa; Chordata; Actinopteri; Siluriformes; Ictaluridae. The coding region runs from base 1420 to 3198 and encodes 592 amino acids.
UAAAGCAGCAUUGUUGUUUGUUAAAUAUGUUUAAAAACCUGCCUGAUUCUCAUAUAUAGUUCUAAAAAAAAUUAUUGUUGGAUUAGGGAAAAUUUAAUUCUAUAUAAACUUCCAUGGAUGGAUAAACAUUAUAGGAUAAUACUACAUGAAUAAUGUACUUUGAUUAAUACUACAGUUUAUUAAUACUCACUAGUCAAGCAGUACAUUAAUUACUACUACAUUAUUGCCAAAAUUACUAUAGCUGAAUUUUGGAAAUUACAUUAAUUGAAAUUAAUUAUUUUACUUAGCCUACUUUCUGACCUUGCCAUGACAACCUGCCAGCAAAGUUGGGUAAUGAACCAGCAAACACAGCAGUGAAAAUAAGUCUAAAAACUUGCUAGUUAAGUGUGAUUUUCUUACAGUGGAAUCAAGUUUUUGGAUAAUUACAUGCCAUAACACAAUGUGAUAUCAGCCUAACCAAUUCACUUUGUAAUCAGAUACUGGCUGAAUUUGAAAUUGUAAACUUAUCAUUCUUAAAAGUUUGUCAGUAAUACUUUUUUUUUCUGUAAGUAGAUUAACUUAAUACAUGUAGAGGUAGACAGGGUGUGUUUCAGUAGAACCAGAAUAAUCUCUUUAAAUGUAAUUUUCUCCCUUUUUACGUUUUGGCAUAAUCACACUUUUAAAUGCAACUUUAAAACUUUAUUUGUGAUUGAUAGGCAAAAGAAAAACAUAUUUUACUUCAACAAAGCUUGUACUUUUCAGAAAUAUACAGUAGGGAAAAAGACCAUAUGAAGGGUUUUCUCAGGCCACUGCACAAAUGAAGUGCUGUGGUUAUAUGAACUUAAUUUCUAAGAUGGACUCAACAUAAACAUGCUUCAUUUCCAGAGUGGGUGAUAAUGUGCACUAAAGAUUAUAUUAAGUGGAAAGGACUACUGCCAAACACAUUACUUCACAUUACAUCACACUUGUAUAUUUUGCAUUUGCAAAUGCACUGUAUUUACAGUUUUGUGAUUGGGGUAUGGUUAAAUAUAAUUACUUAUCAGGUGAUUUUAUUGAAAUUGAAAAACAGAUUGAAAAUGGUUAAUGUAGCGUUUUAUUAUGUUCAGACUACUAAAAUUUUAUUUACAUGCAUAUAUUCUUUCUGCCAUUUGUACAUUAUAUGAAGUAAUUUUGAACACUCAACUUUUUGAGACUUUUGAAUAAAAUAAAUCAAUUGCAUCAAUAGCAUUACUUUCUCUUUCUUCACAUGACCCGACUACAGAUCUUUAUCAUCUGUCAAUUGCUCAUAGAAGUAGAACAGUAUAAAACACUUACCAUGUAAGGGGUUAACUUUUUGUCUUUAUGUCUAGAGGGACCACUAGCCUGGAAGUGCAAAUACUAAACUAGGCUAAGGGAAGGGGUGGGGGCUGAUAUUUUUGAGCAGGGAAUCAGCUGUGUCGCAUGUCACUCGCCGUCUAUAGUAGAAAGAUCACUUUAUACAGGGGCUCUGAGCAUUUCCAGCUCCCUGGAAUGGCUUCACCUACAAACAUGCUAGCCGAAGAGCAGGUCCAUUGUUCCAUCUGUUUGGAUGUCUUCACCAAUCCAGUGUCCAUCCCCUGUGGCCACAACUUCUGCAUGGGCUGCAUUGGUGGCUACUGGAAGACCAGUUCCCUCUUCAUGUGCCCCAUGUGCAAGAAAACCUUUUUCAAGCAGCCAGACAUUAGCAUCAACACGGUACUGCGUGAGAUUGCAGAGCAGUUCAAGGAAAUGAGAAUCAAGCCUGUCCUGAAGCAACAGCAGUCCCAGCAACAACAUGAGCCAGAGAAACUACUGGAAGAGCUACCCUUGGAAAUACCAGAAUUGAUUCCCCCAAGUGGGCCUUUGAUUGAGGCAGUGUGUUGUGACGUCUGUACUGGGCCUCAGCAACAGGCUGUGAAGUCGUGCCUGGUGUGCCUCACUUCAUACUGUGAGGAACAUCUAAAGACACACACAGCAAGAUUCACUAAACACAAAUUGAUUGAGCCAGUGCAGAAUCUGGAAGACCGCAUGUGUAAGAAGCAUGAGAGGCUGCUGGAACUGUUUUGUAAGAAAGAUCAGAUCAUGGUGUGCGUGCUCUGCACAGAGAUGGACCACAGGGCACACUACACGGUGCCGGUCGAACGAGAAUGGAGUGAGAAAAAGGCUCUGCUACGAAAAACAGAGGCAGAGGUUCAGCAGAUGAUCCAGGAACGACUCAAAAAGGUGGAGGACAUCAAACACUCUGUCGAAUUGAAUAAACACAGCGCUCUUAGGGAGAUUGAGGACAGUAUGCAGGUGUUCUCAAACGUGGUCCGUAUGGUUCAAAAAGCCCAGGCUGAGCUCAUUCUUGCCAUAGAAGAGAAGCAGAGGAAAACAGCGAGCUGGGCUCAGGGACUCGUCGAGGAACUAGAACGGGAGAUUGACAUGCUGAAAACAAGGAACAGUGAGAUAGAACAUCUUGCUCACACUGAUGACCACAUUUACUUUCUUCAGAAACUCCCAUCUCUAAUCACCCAUCCACAAGCUAAAGACUGGUCUGAGGCCCAUGUGCCCACAGAUCAGUGUCUGGGGACAAUCAGGAGAGCUGUGUCCAAGCUUGAGGAAACCCUGAGAGAAGAGAUAGAGAAACUUGCAGAAACUGAGCUGAAGACUGUUCAGAAGUACUCAAUGGAUGUGACCCUUGAUCCUGACACAGCCAAUCCCUGGCUGCAACUCUCUGAGGACAGACGACAGUUGCGUCACCUGGGGGCAUGGCAAGACCUGCCUGACACACUAGCGCGUUUUGACACAGUGGUCAUCACCCUGGGCCAUGAAGGUUUCACCUAUGGUCGCCAUUACUGGGAGGUCCAAGUGGGUGAAAAAGAUGACUGGUACCUGGGUGUUGCCAGAGAGUCUGUCAACAGGAAAGGGCGGAUUGCUAUAAGCACGUCUCAAGGCUAUUGGGCAUUGGCUAUGAAGAAGGGACAGGAGUACAGAGUCUCCUCAUCUCCACCUCUUAUUCUUUCUGUCAACCCCAAGCUGAAGAGAGUGGGCGUGUAUGUGGAUUUUGAAGAAGGACAGGUGUCAUUUUAUGAUGCAAUAUCAAGUAGUCACAUCUACACCUUCAUGGACUCGUUCCAAGAGAAAAUAUACCCGUUUUUCUACCUUUAUUGCUGUGAUAAGGCCUCGGACAUACUGAGCAUCUGUCCAGUGAUGGGGGUAACACACAACAAACAGUGCUGAACACUAUUACAAGGACAAUAAGAACACGUUUAAAUUUUACAUUUUAAUCCAUUUUUUUGUUUUAUGAAACUAUAUGACGUGUUGGUGCUUUAAACUGACACCUAGUGGCUGAGUGAAGUGAAGCAUCAAUAUCAACCCUGGUGUUAUGGAGAUGCAACUGCUUGUGCUUCAAAAUAUCAAUAACUUAGGAACUGACAGAGCUGUUGUUACAGCCAGGCUUUUAAUAUUAAACUAAUAAGACGUCUUAAAUGUAAAUGCUACCACAGUGUAAUUUUUUGGGGUCUAUGGUUUGGAAGGCUUAGAAAAAAAUGUCUGAUGAUUUUAAUGAAUUAAUAUAUUUUCUGAAAUGUAUCCAACAUAUAAAUGUCAAUAGUUGGAUUAUAUUAAUAAAACAAAAUUGAGCUGCAAUUAAAUUAGAUUACUCGAAUAAAAUGAAAUCCUCUGUCUAUUCAUCUGUCAUUUACAUGUACAGUAUUUGCUGUGUACACUCCUAUUCCAUUCAUUAAUAUACUGCAAUCAUGGAUUAUUAUUAUCUUUACAAUUUUCAUAAAUGUAAAUAAGUGGAAUACUCAAAACCCUGUCUAAAGAAG